Pollicipes pollicipes is the source of this 629-nucleotide messenger RNA. Its product is annotated as zinc transporter ZIP13-like. The transcript is spliced from 5 exons. NCBI's taxonomy places the organism in Eukaryota, Metazoa, Arthropoda, Thecostraca, Pollicipedomorpha, Pollicipedidae. Gene Ontology annotation, cellular component: membrane. The record is from RefSeq and is a predicted model, not a curated record. Gene Ontology annotation, molecular function: zinc ion transmembrane transporter activity. Gene Ontology annotation, biological process: zinc ion transmembrane transport; intracellular zinc ion homeostasis. The annotation marks the transcript as partial.
AUGGCGAGAGGCGGCUGCGGCUGCUGCUUAGCUUCGCAAUUGGCGGGCUGGUGGGUGAUGUCUUCCUCCACCUGCUGCCGGAAGCCAUGCGGCACGCGCACAGCGAGGCCGAGCAGAUCCGAGUCGGCCUCUGGGUCAUCGCCGGCGUGUUCUUCUUCGUCCUGCUCGAGAUGGUGUUCAACCAGAGCCUGCAAGAGGAGCCGACGCCGGAGCCGCGGGAGCAGGCCGCCGCGGCGCCGCAGCCGGCGGCCGGCGGCGCCGACCUGCGCAGACGCCACCUGGCGGCCGGCGACCACAGCGCCACUAACGGCAGUGCCAAGGGCGUGCCGCCGCCGCCGCCGCCAGUCGACCGGCCGCCGGUCAGGCAGGUGGCAGGCUACCUGAACCUGCUAGCCAACAGCGUGGACAACUUCACGCACGGACUGGCCAUCGGCGGCAGCUUCCUGGCCAGCACGCGCAUAGGCUUGCUGACCACCUUCGCCAUCCUGAUCCACGAGAUACCUCACGAGGUCGGCUUCGGCAGGUGGGAGGCGGCCAAGGCGCAGAUGGCGACAGCCACGCUGGGCAUCACGGGCGCCAUCAGCGCCCUGCUCGCCGACGACCCUAAAGCCCUGGCCGACCACGGCUGA